GGCAGGCGGCGCGGCGCCGUCCCGCGGCCGUCGGCGCAGCGCACGGCGCCCCCGGCGGCGCUGCACACGACGGCCGAGCCCGAGCGCACCACGGUCAUGAUGCGCAACCUGCCCAACAACUACUCGCGCAGUAUGCUGCUGGAGUUGCUGGACCAGGAGGGCUUCGGCGGCAGGUACGACUUCCUGUACCUCCCCAUCGACUUCAAGUCGAGCGCAUGCCUGGGUUAUGCUUUUGUCAACCUCGUUGAUCCGAGCGUCGUCCCCGCCUUCUGGAGCAAGUUCGACGGCUUCUCCGACUGGGUCCUGCCAUCUAAGAAGGUGUGCCAGGUGAGCUGGACCGGACCGCACCAGGGGCUGGACGCCCAUAUCGAUCGGUACCGCAACAGCCCCGUGAUGCACCCCUCGGUGCCAGACGCGUACAAGCCCGCGGUUUUCAAGGGCGGGAAGAUAGUGCCUUUCCCGGAGUCCACCAAGGCCACGCACGCGCCCCGCGUCCGCAACAAGCCCCCGAGCGACCCGGACGCGCCGCACGGCCCGCGGGCGUGAAUUGGACCCGCGCGUCGACGCCGGGCCAGCGGGGCGCGCCUGCGGAGGAGCAGGAGGAGAGGGGGACGCGGAGGACGAGGAGGAAGAGUCAGGAACGCGGGGCUUCGCCGCCGCAGCGUUGGGGCCUGCGGCCCUCCUGCUCGCCGUUCUUGUCCUCCUGCUGCUCCUCCUCCUCGUCGUCCUUCUUCCUCCUCCUUCCUC
This is a messenger RNA of Prorocentrum cordatum, 747 nucleotides long. The record is from the annotation of a GenBank genome assembly. Lineage: Eukaryota; Dinophyceae; Prorocentrales; Prorocentraceae.